Messenger RNA from Phymastichus coffea, 2455 nucleotides. Its product is annotated as lysophospholipase D GDPD1-like. Bases 641 to 1588 code for a protein of 315 amino acids. Gene Ontology annotation, biological process: glycerophospholipid catabolic process. The record is from RefSeq and is a predicted model, not a curated record. Gene Ontology annotation, cellular component: endoplasmic reticulum membrane. The transcript has 7 exons. Gene Ontology annotation, molecular function: phosphatidylcholine lysophospholipase A1 activity; phosphoric diester hydrolase activity. Lineage: Eukaryota; Metazoa; Arthropoda; Insecta; Hymenoptera; Eulophidae.
CAAUUUCACAAUUUCCUCUACAAGUUGGUAGUAUAAUGCGCGAGGCUCGUUGACCACGCAUGCGCAGAAGACAAUUUCAAGCACUGCUACACGGAAAGCAUAUAUUUUCUAACAAUUAUAAAGAAAACUAUAAAUCUUGGAUAAUUUUUUGAUUGUGAUGAAAAUUCACAAAUUAAACUUGAACAUUUUUGUCAACAAAAAAUGCUUAAAGCAAAAUAUUUAUCGAGUUACAACGCUUUGAAUUUUCCAAAAUUUAACAAUUUUUUUAUAAAAUAAUAAAUUUUCAAAUAUUUUGAAUAUUUAUCAUAAAAGUGCAAAUUCAGCUCUACAAUUUGAUAUAUUGUAAAUUUCUACAACUUACAUGCUGAAAGAUAGAACUGAAUUGGUAGGUGAAUGCGGCAGCGAAGACAAAAAAUGUUAGAAAAACUUAUCGUCUGCUACGAGUUUACGCGGGUUACAGUUGCGGCCGUGUUGGCCUCGGCCAGUCGUUAUCAAUCGUCUUUCGUCGUCUGAAAUAAUUUACUCAAAUAUUCUAGACAAGUUAAUAAAGUAUUGAACGCACAUUCGUGCUAUAACACAAGAUCUCAUUCUACUAGUGUUUUGUCAAUUAUAAAGCAGUACUUGCAAAUAUUUCGUCGUAAUGUUUUUCUAUACUCUUUUUGGAGGCUACGUGCUCACGUCUUUGCUACUUUUUAAAUACCCUACUCUAAUGCACAAAAAGAAGAAAAUAAAAUUUAUCUGUCAACAUAUUAGCCAUAGAGGAGGAGCUGGUGAGAAUUACGAAAAUACAAUGUAUGCUUUUAAAAGAUCAGCUGCUAUAGGUACUGAAAUGUUGGAACUAGAUUGUCAUUUGACUAAAGAUGGACAAGUUGUAGUUUCUCAUGAUCAGAAUCUUUUGAGAACUACUGGUGUCAAUGUCAAUAUUUCUGAAAUAGAUUUUAAAGAUCUUCCCUUAUUAAAAACAAGGAUUCCAAUUGAUUUUGAUCCUGGAGUAGAAUUUCAUGGUUCAGACAAUAUAAAUGAAAGAAAAAUAGCACUACUACAAGAAGUUUUUGAUACCUUUCCCAAAAUGCCUAUAAAUAUUGACAUUAAGGUAAACAAUGAUGAUCUUAUACGUAAGGUAUCAGAAUUAAUCAAAUUGUAUAACAGAGAGGAAUUAACUGUUUGGGGAAACUUUAGUGAUGUUGUGACUAAGAAAUGUUAUGAUAUGAAUCCAAAUGUCAAUCUUUUUUUUGCAAUGAAAAGAGUUGUAUUGUUAAUAAUUCUUAUGUACACUGGUCUUCUACCAUUUGUGCCUAUCAGGGAAACUCAUCUUGAAAUAUUCCUUCCAUGCAUCUAUGCAAGAAAAAAAGGUUAUCAAGUACCAACAUUUCUCCCAGUGGAUAAGCUUUUUCUUGGAUGCAUGAAUGUAUUACUAAUAAGACCAUGUUUAUUCAAUCAUCUAAAAGCACGUGGAAUACAUGUUUAUUUAUGGGUGCUUAAUAGUGAUGAAGACUUUAAAACAGCCUUCGAUCUUGGAGUGACAGGGGUUAUGACUGAUUAUCCAACAAAAUUGAAAUUAUUUCUUGCAAGAAAUACAAUCAAGUGAAUUGUGAAAAACUGUUUAUCAUGCAGUAAUUUAAACUAAUUAUUUAUAACUUCCAAGGCUCAUAAUUUAAUUACGCACAAGCAGCAUUUUACCUAGUCAUUGACUAAAUGUACAGAGAGCUUAUAAUAUUAACCAUAAGUUAUUGCCAUAAUUUAUUUAUAAGAUUUAGUUGUAUUAACAAAAAGUGACAAUUAAUUUUUGUUCUUAUGAUUUUUGUUAUCUUUAUAUUUAAUGUGAUUAAGAAUAUAGUUGAGUAAAGAACGUUCUUUCUUGACAUCUUACCAUGCUCCAAAAAAUAUUGUUUCUUAUUUAAAAAUUGCUUAAGACGUUGUUUGGGGACUAAUAUUUGUUGCUGAAACAUUGUUUAGUGAUAAUAGAUUCUCAACUGGAACUGUCUGUAGAUAAACACUUUAUUGUAAUUUAUAUUUUAAUUAUUAAUAUUUGUAGUGAAACAUAAUGCCGAAGAAUUUGUGAUAAGGUGGUGUUAACACCUUUUAGAAUCAAUUAAUUGUUGAAUUGAUAGAACAGAUUAGUUUAGGAUUUUAUUAAACUGUAUGAUAAAAUGUAUGUAAUUAUAGGAAUAUCAAUUCCAAAUUUCCAGUAAUUAUAUUUAUCUUAAUGUUAAGUUAAUGUAUCUGAAGGAAAGUAUUUUUUUCCUUGUUAUGUUUGGUUCUUUCACUACUUUCAUGUGAUAAAAAAAACAUGAAGCUUUGCAUAACCUGCAAUGAAACAAUAAACAAGUGUAUAACAGCAUUCAAACAAUAAUGUGUAUUUCAUGUAAAAAAUAAUAUAAAUUUUUAGAAGGGAAACUUUAUAAAGUAAAGGUACCGGAUAGUAUGUAUAAAGAAAAGAUUUUCAUAUAAGCUU